Molecule: messenger RNA, 4593 nt
Organism: Colossoma macropomum (tambaqui)
Lineage: Eukaryota; Metazoa; Chordata; Actinopteri; Characiformes; Serrasalmidae
Gene: fhod3a
Product: formin homology 2 domain containing 3a
Exons: 26
Coding region: 96-4358 (1420 amino acids)
Biological process (GO): sarcomere organization; actin filament network formation; cortical actin cytoskeleton organization
Cellular component (GO): cytoplasm; cytoskeleton
Molecular function (GO): actin filament binding
Source: RefSeq, a predicted model, not a curated record
GAGGGCCCGGUCAGUGUCGGAGCUCGAGCGCCGGGGUGUUUUGCCCCCUCCAGCCCCGUUCUAGCCCUCCUCGCGCCCCUUCCCCGCCUCUCAGCAUGGCCUCGUUCGUGUGCAGGGUGCAGUUUCUGGAUGACACGGACCCGUUCAGCAGCACGAGCUUCCCCGAGCCCGCGCGCCCCCCGCGCUUCUCCUUCAGAGAGGACCUGCCGCUCAGCAGCCAGCUGCCCGCGCUCCACCGCCUGCUGCGCGCGCCGCACCGGUUAGAUGACUGCGCUCUGCAGCUUUCUCAUAAUGGAACGUAUCUGGAUCUGGAAGCUUCUCUGGCGGAGCAGAGAGACGAGCUGGAGGGAUUUCAGCAGGAAGAUGAGUGUGGAGGAGGGAGGGGGAAGAAGCACAGCGUUAUCCUGCGGACUCAGCUGAGUGUGCGCGUUCACGCCUGCAUUGAGAAGCUGUAUAACUCUGCCGGGCGUGAUCUCCGGAGGGCGCUCUUCUCCCUCAAACAGAUAUUUCAGGACGAUAAGGAUCUGGUACAUGCAUUUGUGAUGGCGGAGGGACUGACCUGUCUGAUAAAGGUUGGAGCUGAAGCUGACCAGAAUUACCAGAAUUACAUUCUCAGAGCUUUAGGUCAGAUCAUGCUGUAUGUGGACGGGAUGAAUGGGGUCAUAGAUCAUCCUGAAACCAUCCAGUGGCUCUACGCUCUGAUUGGCUCGAAGUUCCGUCUGGUGGUGAAGACGUCUCUGAAGCUGCUCCUGGUCUUUGUGGAGUAUUCAGAGUCCAACGCUGCUCUGCUUAUUAAAGCCAUCAACACUGUGGACUUCAAGAGAGGGCGGAAGCAGUGGUCCAAUGCGAUGGAGAUUUUGAGUGAAAAGGAUGGAGUGGACACAGAACUGCUGGUGUACACCAUGUCCCUCAUUAACAAGACUUUAGCGGCUCUGCCUGAUCAGGACUCCUUCUACGACCUGGUGGACGUUCUGGAGGAGCAGGGCAUGCAGGAAGUGACCCGCAGAUACAUCGGACGCAAAGGAACCGACCUGGACCUGCUGGAGCAGCUCAACCUCUACGAGGCAACCCUUCGUCACGAGGACGGUGAUGACGAUGGCCAGGCUCCUCCCACCGGCGGCCGCGAUCGCCGCAGGUCCAGUGUGGGUGGGGCAGAGGGGCGGGGCUUAGAGAGACGCCGCAGUCGUAGACAUUCAUUGGGCAGAACAGGCAGCGCCACCCCUUUAAGCCCCACCUCCCCACAUCGCACAAACUUCCAUCCAUUUAAUGGGGAAGUGAGUGAGAGGUCUUUCUCUGCUGCUCCAUCUACACCCACCAAACAGCAGAGUGACAGGCCUCCUCUGGGUGGUCUUCUCUCGUCCUCGUAUCGUCAGCAUCAGGAGUCAUUGGCAGCGGAGAGAGAGAGGCGCAGGGUCGAGAGAGAGGAGCGACUGCAGAGGAUAGAGAGAGAGGAGAGGAACCGACACAGCCGAGAGUAUGUGGUGAACAUGGAGGAGGCACGACUGGCACGAGAGGAGAGGUUUAAGACAGUGGAGAGGUUGGCUGCGGAGGAGUACGAGCGAGAUCGUGUUCGUUUGGCUCCUCGUUCUCUCACUCCGACUGACACCUAUCAGUCAACUGACGAUGACACGCCCACAUCGGUGACAUCACAGGACGACCAGGACACAAUCGUUACGUCUUCACACCUGCCCUGCGAGCCAGACUCCCGGGCCAGUCCAGAACCAGAGCAGAAAGAAGAAGAACCCACAGAACAGGAAGAAGAAGCAGAACAAGAAGAGGAAGUGGAGGAGACCAGUGCUGAAAAGGAAGAAGGUGGGUCAGAAGCAGGGGAGGGGCUAGUGGAAGAAGAGGAGGAGCGAGAGCAGGAAGCCCCAGAUGCAGAGGCGGAGGACAGUGGGAUCCUGAGCGAUAAAGAACGACAGAAUGAAGAAGUGAAUGAGAAGGACAACUGUUCAGCCUCCAGCAUUUCCUCAUCCAGCAGCACUCUGGAGAGAGAGGAGAGAGCACACGGCAACGGAGCAGAGACAGGUCCGAGCGGUCAGGAGGGCAGCGCUAGUGAGCAAUGCAGCGAGAUCUUGAACAGCAAACUGUUCAUGCUGGACAUGCUCUACUCGCAGGGAAGUAAGCAACGCUCUCAGGAGGAGGAAGAAGAGGCAGAGGAAGAGGCAGAGACUGAGAAAGAGAAAGAGGGUGAAAGAACCGUGGAGGAGGCAGGAGGAGAAGAAGAAGAAGAGAAGAAGAAGCUUGAGGGCGGGAUGGUCCGAGCUUUUGCAGAACGUUUCGGAGACCUGGUCAAAGGUCUAAGCUCUCCGCCAAUAGGAGAGCAGGAAAGUCCAGAGAAACAGCAGCAGCCUCCACAGGCUCCGCCCCCUCCAAAGAAGGAGUCGGACUACAUCUGGGACCAGCUGAUGGCGAGCCCUCGCGAGCUCCGUAUCGGGGAUAUUGACUUUACCGAUUUGGUUGACGAGGACGAUCAGGAUGUCCUGGACUCUGGAGAUUUGAUAGGAAACUCAAAUCUGCCCCCACCCCCUCCACCCCCUCCAUGCCCCUUCAAUUUGCCCCCUCCCCCUCCCCCACUGGCCACCGGGGUCAGGCCCCCUCCUCCCCCACCCUUUUUCUCUGCCCCUACACCCCCUUCGCCCCAGCUGGGCUGUCCGGAGCCACCGCUCUUCCAGAAGAAGAAGAAGACAAUCCGUUUGUUCUGGAGUGAAGUCCGGCCGGCGGAGUGGCAGUUCCUGGGCCAUAAGAGGGGCCACCUGUCAAUGUGGUCCAAACUGGAGCCUGUAAAACUGGACACGGCCAAACUGGAACACCUGUUCGAGAGCAAGUCUAAAGAGGUGCCCGCAGCCAAGAAAACAGCAGCAGAUGGUAAGAGGCAAGAGAUCAUUGUCCUGGACUCCAAACGCAGCAACGCUAUCAACAUCGGCCUGACCGUCCUCCCACCACCACGCACCAUCAAAUCCGCCAUCCUCAACUUCGACGAGUAUGCGCUCAACAAGGAGGGAAUAGAGAAAAUUCUAACGAUGAUUCCUACAGAGGAGGAGAAGCAGAAGAUUCAGGAAGCUCAGCUGGCCAAUCCAGAUAUACCUCUGGGCAGCGCUGAGCAGUUCCUCCUCACGCUGUCCUCCAUCAGCGAACUGUCCGCCCGCCUGCAGCUCUGGGCCUUCAAACUGGACUAUGAGGCCACUGAGAAGGAAGUGGCGGAGCCUCUGCAGGACCUGAAAGAGGGCAUGGAGCAGCUGGAGAAGAAUAAGACGCUCCGCUAUGUCCUGUCAACCCUGCUGGCUAUCGGCAACUUCCUCAACGGGUCGAACGCUAAAGGUUUUGAUCUGAGUUACCUGGAGAAGGUUCCAGAGGUGAAGGAUACGGUUCAUAAACAGUCACUGCUGCACCACGCCUGUUCUACUGUAGUGGAGAACUUCCCCGAAAGCACAGACCUGUACUCAGAGAUAGGAGCUGUUACACGCUCUGCUAAAGUGGACUUUGACCAACUGCAGGAGAACCUGACCCAGAUGGAGCGGCGCUGCAAAGCUUCAUGGGAGAACUUGAAGGUCAUCGCCAAGCAUGAGAUGAAGCCGGUGCUGAAGCAGAAAAUGAGUGACUUCCUGAAGGAGUGUGCAGAGCGUAUCAUCAUACUGAAGAUAGUGCACAGACGCAUCAUCAACAGGUUCCACUCGUUUCUGCUGUACCUGGGCCAUCCUCCGUACGGCGUUCGGGAGAUCAGCGUCCACCGCUUCAGUAAAAUCAUGAGUGAGUUUGCGCUGGAGUAUCGGACCACCAGAGAGCGCAUUCUACAGCAGAAGCAGAAGCGAGCCGACCACCGCGAACGCAACAAAACCCGCGGCAAGAUGAUCAUGGACGUCGCUGCUCCGACUGAUGAUGAAGAAGAGAACGAGACCGGUCAGACGGUCGGGGGCAGCAGUAGCAGCAGUGUUGGCGGGAGCAGCAGCAGCGCCCCCAGUGGAGGGCAGAGUGAAGUGCAGGGUUUGAGCCAUGCGGAGGACGCAGCCGAGCACGAGCACAUGAAGGCCGUCCUGAAGGGCAGCCUGCAGGGCGGCAGCACUGAGAGCAGCGUGUUACCAGGGUUACGCACACGUACGCGGGCGCGGCCCAGCAGAGGCCGAACUGCCUGGGCAGCGGCGAAUGAGGAAGGUCCUGGAGUGACCGAUGAUGCGGCUGAUGAGAUCAUGGAGCGGAUCGUACGCUCGGCCACUCAGGGUCCACGAGAACGGACGCAACCACGGGAACGCAGACGCUCACGCGCCAACCGCAAAUCACUGAGACGGACGCUGAAGAACGGUUUAACUCCAGAGGAAGCUCAGGCUCUGGGCUUGGAGGCCUCAGAGAUGCAGGUGUGAAGAUCCACACACUCCUGCUUCCACGUGCACCACACCCCCCUCCUCCAUUUACCUUCCACACAUCCUCAGCCCCCCGCCAGAUCCACACUGACCGCCCCGCUUCAGGACCCCCUGCUCUGGGCAGCGUUUCUCCAGGUCCAGGAUGGUGGACUCCACAUGUGUUCCUCUCUCCUUAGAGAUCCUACAGGACUCCGCUGAGUAGAACUGUUUCCAGACAGUGUCCACUGUUCUCGUA